Molecule: messenger RNA, 3906 nt
Organism: Argiope bruennichi
Lineage: Eukaryota; Metazoa; Arthropoda; Arachnida; Araneae; Araneidae
Product: probable ATP-dependent RNA helicase DHX34
Exons: 18
Coding region: 328-3816 (1162 amino acids)
Biological process (GO): nuclear-transcribed mRNA catabolic process, nonsense-mediated decay
Cellular component (GO): intracellular anatomical structure
Molecular function (GO): RNA binding; metal ion binding; ATP binding
Source: RefSeq, a predicted model, not a curated record
GAAACAUUUAGCGAGAAAAAGAUUUCGCCAAAGUGAACCAAUAGCCAGCAUAGCAAAAACUUGUUAAACUUAUUGUUUAUAGGUCUACUUUAUAAAUAGAAAUUAUUUUUGCAAGUAUCAUGCUUUUGUCGCAAAAUAGAGUGAAUAGUAUCGUCAUCAAACUGAACUCUUAAAAUAUAUGAAAUUAAACUAUUCAGAAUUUAUAAGAGAAAUUUAAAAAAAAAAAAUUAUUUAAAGAAAUAGAACCAGAGAAAUACGAAGACAAAAAAUAGAAGAAGUGUUAUUGUAGAAAAUAUUCCCCACUUGGCUAAAAUAAUGUGAUCUGUAAUGGAGCGGCAUAAAAAGAGACAUCAUUAUGAUGAAAAAAAAUCAUCUAAAUACCAUAAAAUUACUUCUGAAGCUCAUGUCCAUGAAGAUGAACAUGAAAAUAUCAGAAAGAAACAAAUUAUAAAUCAGGAUACUUAUAAAGGACGUGAUGUGUAUGAUGGUAAAGAAGAUGAGAAAUCAAAGCCUUCCUUCUGCAAUCGAGUAUAUUUAAAUAAAACUGAUCCAGAUUUUCCUUGGACUGAAUAUCGCUCUACUCUAAAUAAAAUAUUUUUCUAUGAUAAAGGAAAAAUUAAAAGAAAUACUCCCGAAUAUGAUGAAUUUUGGAUCUUUCUCAAAAAAUACCAACAGGUUCAACAAAAAGCUGCUGCUAAAAAGUCACGAGAUGCUGGUCCAUCUACAAGUUCAAAAAUUGAUUUUUCACUGGAUUCAGAUGAAUUAGAAAAUAUGAUGAUUCGUGGACAUCUUUUUCGGGAUGAUGAUGCAUCAGCAUUAAGUCGUGAACAUUUACUAGAAUUUGCUUAUAUUAUCCAGUUGUAUUUAAAUUGUUUAAAGAAACAACAGGAAAUUAAAUUAAAGAAACUCCGCGAAUCUCAAGAAAAUCUGCCUAUAAGUAAAUAUCGAAAUGAAAUUUUGCGAGCAGUGGAGAGCCACCAGGUUGUUUUAGUUGCUGGUGAUACUGGCUGUGGAAAAUCAACACAAGUUCCACAAUAUUUACUUGCUGCUGGGUAUGAUAGUAUUGCUUGUACUCAACCUCGUAGAAUUGCUUGUAUAUCCUUAUGCAAAAGAGUAGCAUAUGAGACUCAGAAUGAAUAUGGAUCUGAAAUUGGUUAUCAAAUACGUUUUGAAAAAAGUAAAACUUCACAUACAAAAAUUUUGUUUCUGACUGAAGGUUUGUUGUUGAGGCAGGUUUCUUCAGAUCCUAUGCUUUCCAUGUAUAAAGUUGUAAUAUUGGAUGAAGUUCAUGAGAGACAUUUAUCAUGUGACUUUUUAUUAGGAAUAAUGAAGUGUUUAACAAUUCAAAGACCAGAUCUGAAGAUAUUAUUAAUGUCAGCAACCAUUAACAUAGAAUUGUUUGCUGAAUAUUUUAAUAACUGCCCUGUCAUUCAAGUUCCUGGCCGAUUGUUCCCCAUUCAAGUUAAAUAUUGUCCUGUACCAAGUGAAGAAAGGAAAACAUUGACCGGUAAAUUAAAUCCUGCCCCUUAUAUAAGAGUAUUGAACUUAAUUGAUCAGAAAUAUCCAAAAGAUGAAAGAGGAGAUGUUUUGAUUUUUUUGAGUGGAAUGACUGAAAUAUCUAUUGUGGAGGAAGCAGCUAGAGCCUAUGGAGACAAAAGCAAUAAAUGGAUCAUUCUGCCAUUACAUAGUACAUUGUCUAUAGAAGAUCAGGAUAAGGUUUUUGAUAUUGCUCCUGAAGGUGUUCGCAAGUGCAUCAUUUCCACCAAUGUUGCUGAAACUUCUGUUACUAUAGAUGGUGUCAGAUUUGUAGUUGAUUCCGGUAAAGUUAAAGAAAUGAGUUAUCAUCCAAUUUGCCAUAUGCAACGAUUACAGGAAUUUUGGGUUAGCAAGGCAAGUGCAGAACAAAGGAAAGGUCGUGCUGGAAGAACUGGGCCUGGUGUGUGCUUUCGAUUAUAUUCCCAACAGGAAUAUGACAACUUAGAAGCUUAUACAAAGCCAGAAAUACAAAGAGUUCCUCUUGAUUCUCUGUUACUUCAGCUAUUGUCAAUGGGAUUACCAAAUGCUAGAAAAUUCCCUUUUCUAGAACCUCCUGAGGCUUCAAGUAUAGAAGAAUCUCUACAAAAUCUGAAAAGCCAGGGUGCACUAACUGAAGAUGAAGAGCUUACACCAAUGGGGCAAAUGCUUUCUAAAUUACCAGUUGAUGUAACAAUUGGAAAAAUGUUGAUACAUGGCUGUGUGUUUUCUGUCAUUGAACCUAUAUUAUCAUUGGCAGCUGCAUUGAGUGUUCAAUCUCCUUUUACUAAUCGAUCAAUGAGAGAUCCUGAAAUGAGAGAUGCAAGGCAAUCCCUUGAAAGUGAUCACGGAGAUCCCUUUACAUUACUUACUACAUAUCAUAAAUGGCUAGAAGUGAAAGCAGAACGUCAAAAUUCCCGGAAAUGGUGUAAACGGAGAGGUUUAGAAGAACAAAGAUUUUAUGAAAUGACAAAACUUAGAAGACAAUUUAAAGAACUACUAAAAGAUAGUAGUUUGUUACCUGAAGAUUAUGUACACACUAGUAGUCAUCAACGUUCUAGUCGACAUGGGGAACUUUCUCAAUUGAGGGAUAUGAAAAGAAAGUUCCAUCAAGCUCCUCAUAAACGUAAAGUGUUGAAGCUAGAUUCUGAACAUUUUCAUAAUGAAAAUGAUGAUAGUGAUGAUGGUAGAAUUGACAUUCAUGAUAUUGACUUCUGGUUAUCAAACAAUAGUUGGCAGGUUCAGUUACUAUCAUCUAAAAGUCAAGUUUCAUCUUAUCGUGAUAUGAUAUGCUUGAAGUUUAUUGUAUGCAGUGCCUUAUAUCCUCGCAUUGCUAUAGCAGAUAUCCAUAACUCUUAUAAAUCUUCAAGUGAUCAACAUUUUCAUACUAAAGGAAAACCAUUUGUUGUGUUGCAUCCAAAUGGAACGCUUGCUCUUCAACCAGAAUUUCUUCAACUGAAAGAAACUGAUAUAGUUGAGUUAAAAAAUGUUCGAACAGUUACUCCUUUGAGUAAAAAACAUCAAAUUGUGUGUUUCUUAUCUUUGUUAGAGACAACAAAGCCUUUCUUAGUAAAUUGUCUUAGAGUUCCAGCUGCUCAUAUAUUAUUGCUUUGCUCACAUUCUUUAGAUACCAAUCAAGAUUUCACAAAAAUUGUAUGUGAUGGUUGGAUUGAAUUAAGAUUCCCAGAAUCUGAAGCCAUUCAAGAUUUUGUGUACCAAGCCUUCAAUAUUCGCGAUUCUUGGCAAAAAUUACUCCAAAAAGCAUUUGAAGAAUUUACAAUGGAUAAAGAAGCUAGAAAUGAAGAAGUACGAAAAAUGGGCAAAAGAAUUUAUGAAUUAAUUUCCCAGUUUUUCCACACUGAAAUAGUACAUUCUGUUCGAAGACUUUUAGCAGCAGAUGUUAAAAAUUUAUAUGCAGGUCCUCAAGAGGGUGAUGUUCCUGUUGCUGUAGGUCUUCUAGAUGAAGCUCAAACAGCCCAGGAGAAUAAAGUAAAAGGAGGACUGCAGAUAAAACCUUAUCUGACAUAUAAUUGUCUUGUAGACCUUGAAGAUAAAUAUUUGCAGUACGUUCAAAAGCACUGGACUUGCCCUUCAUGUGGGAAAGAGAUGGUAGCUACUGUUUUAGACCAGAUACGACACAAAGAGACAUGUGAAGCUCAAAAUGAAAAAAUCACUGAUACAUCUGAAGAGCUGAAUAAAGGUCCACCAAAAAAGCCUUAUUUCUGUCCAUCUUGUCAAGAAGAACUUCAACUAACUCUCCCAGAAAUAUUAAGGCACAAAAGAAGUCAUACAUCAUCAUCCUGAUAUUUGUUUCUAUAUAUUGUAUAGUAUUUGUAAAUAUGUUUGUCAUAUAAAUAAAAUAAUUGAUGAUUUUUUUAAAAAUUAUCUUUUACA